Messenger RNA from Trichomonas vaginalis G3, 777 nucleotides. Its product is annotated as phage tail repeat-like family. The record is from RefSeq and is a predicted model, not a curated record. Bases 1 to 777 code for a protein of 258 amino acids. Lineage: Eukaryota; Parabasalia; Trichomonadida; Trichomonadidae. The transcript has a single exon.
AUGAACAUUGAAGGUCAUGUCAGAAACUUUGAAGCACAUGAACUACCAGCAAUGUUAGAUAAGAAAGCAGAUAAGAACCAUACACAUAAAUCCUUCACAACUGUUGGUAUAGAAAGUAUUGAAGGAACGGUUGAAGAAACUGGUGGGGAUGCAUUAUAUUGUAAACCUCCUAACUUUCCACAAGGUUUAACAUCGGAUGACGACAUAACGACGAUGAGAAACAUUAGAUGUAAAGAUGUUUAUGUCAUGGAGGAUGAAAAUAAUGUUAAAUUCACUGCUCAAGAUUUAUAUGAUAAGAAAGCAGACAAAACAGAGCUUCAAACAUUAAAGACAGAAAUACUUCAAACAUUAUAUCCUAUAGGCUCUAUUUAUACGUCAAUGAACUCAACAAAUCCAGCAACAGUUUUAGGUUUUGGUACAUGGCAGCAGAUUGUAGACAAAUUCUUAUACUGUGCUAACUCUUCAAAGCAAACAGGAGGUUCGAAGAAAAUUACUGAAGCAAACCUUCCACCGCACACUCAUACAGGAACUACAAACACAACAGGUAGUCAUUCACAUUCAAUAACAAAAAGAGGUUAUACAAAUCUUGCAGCAGGUUCGGAUAGACAGGGAAUGCAUAGAUAUGAUAUUUCAAGUGACCCAGUAGAUUCAAGCGCAGGUAUUUUCUGUGGAACCGCAGGAAAUCAUUCACACACUUUCACAACAAAUCCAACAGGCUCGGGUGCAGAUUACAUGCCACCAUUUGUGACUGUAUUUGCAUGGUAUAGAGUUCAAUGA